Gossypium raimondii (Peruvian cotton) is the source of this 804-nucleotide messenger RNA. RefSeq lists its product as uncharacterized. The coding region runs from base 1 to 804 and encodes 267 amino acids. The record is from RefSeq and is a predicted model, not a curated record. The transcript has 2 exons. NCBI's taxonomy places the organism in Eukaryota, Viridiplantae, Streptophyta, Magnoliopsida, Malvales, Malvaceae.
AUGAAAAGGAAGAUCAGUGCAAAAAUAGUUAUCCAUUGUGGAAGGGCGAUGUCCAGAUUAUUUUACAAGUUUCCAAUCUCUACAGAUCCGUUCAAAUUUUUUGAGAUGCAACUGUUAGAUGAUGAUGACUUGGGCACUAUGAUGGAAAUAUGGUGGUCGACUGGGAGUGAGAACCCCCAACCAGUUGAGUUAUUUGUUAAGUUAGCGGACUUAGAGCCUGUUGAGAAUGUUAGUCCAAUAAGUCAACAUCGUGAAUUUGACUUUGAUUUUAAUGUCGGAUGGAAAGACCAGUUAGAAUGCGAAGGGACAUCACAGAUACCCGAAAAUCCAAAUUAUGGUGGGAGUUCGUAUAACAACCCUACCCCCGGACCUCAUCUACAAGUAAAUCCGGAGGACACUGAAGAUUUUAGUGACCCCGAUGUUGAUGAAGUUUCAGACGAUAUCGAUGAUGAAGACCCAGAGGAGGUUGAAGAUGUUCACGGCCCUUCAUUCAGUAACCCGAGUCGUGGCAUUGUUUUACGAAAUGAACCUGGGAGUGACAUGUUGAACGUAGAUCCAGAUGCAGCGCAUGCAUCCGAGUUCUUUGAGUACACCGAUAUAGUACCUACUCAUAGAUUGGCGUCAAAUUCGCAGUUCGAGGAGUUGUUCAUUGGGCAACAGUUCGAGAACAAGGUAGACUGUGUGUUUGCCAUCAAACAAUAUAGCAUAAAUUUGUCGAUUGAUUACAAAGUUGCCAAGUAUACAUCGACAUUAUAUGUUGGGGAAUGUUGGAAAGCCGGCGAUGGGUGUGGUUGGCGGGUUUAG